This is a messenger RNA of Zalophus californianus (California sea lion), 3344 nucleotides long. RefSeq names its product ring finger protein 10 (gene RNF10). The record is from RefSeq and is a predicted model, not a curated record. Gene Ontology annotation, biological process: positive regulation of myelination; positive regulation of transcription by RNA polymerase II. Gene Ontology annotation, molecular function: transcription cis-regulatory region binding. NCBI's taxonomy places the organism in Eukaryota, Metazoa, Chordata, Mammalia, Carnivora, Otariidae. Bases 27 to 2447 code for a protein of 806 amino acids. The transcript is spliced from 17 exons.
CGCCACCGCCGCCGAGGCCCCCGUUGAUGCCGCAGAGCUCCCCCAGCGCCGCCGCCACCGCUUCCGACAUGGACAAGAACAGCGGCUCCAGCAGCUCCUCCGCCUCUUCGGGCAGCAGCAAAGGGCAACAGCCGCCCCGCUCCGCGUCGGCGGGGCCGGCCGGCGAGUCUAAACCCAAGAGCGAUGGAAAGAACUCAAGUGGAUCCAAGCGUUUUAAUCGCAAACGUGAACCUUCCUAUCCCAAAAAUGAAAAUUUUAGCAACCAGUCCCGUCGCUCCAGUUCACAGAAAAGCAAAACUUUUAACAAGAUGCCUCCACAGAGGGGCGGCGGCAGCAGCAAAAUCUUUAGCUCUUCUUUUAAUGGUGGAAGACGAGAUGAGGUAGCAGAGGCUCAGAGGGCAGAGUUUAGCCCUGCCCAGUUCUCUGGUCCGAAGAAGAUCAAUCUGAACCACUUGUUGAAUUUCACUUUUGAACCCCGUGGCCAGGCGGGUCACUUUGAAGGCAGUGGACAUGGCAGCUGGGGAAAAAGGAACAAGUGGGGGCAUAAGCCUUUUAACAAGGAACUCUUUUUACAGGCCAACUGCCAAUUUGUAGUGUCUGAAGACCAGGACUACACAGUUCAUUUUGCUGAUCCUGAUAUCUUAGUCAACUGGGACUUUGUGGAACAAGUGCGCAUUUGUAGCCAUGAAGUGCCAUCUUGCCCAAUAUGCCUAUAUCCACCUACUGCAGCCAAGAUAACCCGUUGUGGACACAUCUUCUGCUGGGCAUGCAUUCUGCACUACCUUUCACUGAGUGAGAAGACCUGGAGUAAAUGUCCCAUUUGUUACAGUUCUGUGCAUAAGAAGGAUCUCAAGAGUGUUGUUGCCACAGAGUCACGGCAGUAUGUUGUUGGUGAUACCAUUACGAUGCAGCUGAUGAAGCGGGAGAAAGGGGUCUUGUUGGCUUUGCCCAAAUCUAAAUGGAUGAAUGUAGGCCAUCCUAUUCAUCUAGGAGAUGAACAGCACAGCCAGUACUCCAAGUUGCUGCUGGCCUCUAAGGAGCAGGUGCUGCACCGGGUAGUUCGGGAAGAGAAGGUAGCUCUGGAGCAGCAACUGGCGGAGGAGAAGCACACUCCCGAGUCCUGCUUUAUUGAGGCAGCUAUUCAGGAGCUCAAGACUCGGGAAGAGGCUCUGUCAGGAUUGACUGAAAGCGGAAGGGAGGUCCCUGGUGUUGUGCCUGCUCUGGAACAACUGGUGCUGAUGGCUCCCUUGGCGAAGGAGUCCGCUUUUCAACCCAGGAAGGGUGUGCUAGAGUAUCUUUCUGCUUUUGAUGAAGAGACCACCGAAGUUUGUUCUCUGGGUUCCGCUCGUCCUCUUGCUCUCCCUCUGGUGGAGGAAGAGGAAGCAGUGUCUGACCCAGAGCCCGAGGCCUGUGAUGACUCAGAGUUAGCAGAUGACAGUCUCGGAGAGGGGACCAUUUGCCCUGAGUCCAGCCAGCAGGAACCCAUCACCAAGCCAGGCUUCACACACCUGAGCAGCUCUCCUUGUUACUACUUUUAUCAAGCGGAGGACGGGCAGCACAUGUUCCUGCACCCUGUGAACGUGCGCUGCCUUGUGAGGGAGUACGGCAGCCUGGAGCAGAGCCCGGAGAAGAUCUCGGCGGUAGUGGUGGAGAUCGCUGGCUACUCCAUGUCCGAGGACGUUCGACAGCGCCAUAGAUACCUCUCUCACCUGCCGCUCACCUGUGAGUUCAGCAUCUGUGAGCUGGCUCUGCAGCCUCCUGUGGUCUCUAAGGAAACCCUAGAGAUAUUCUCAGAUGACAUUGAGAAGAGGAAGCGUCAGCGCCAAAAGAAGGCUCGGGAGGAACGCCGCCGGGAGCGCAGGAUUGAGAUGGAGGAGAACAAGAAACAGGGCAAGUACCCAGAAGUCCACAUUCCCCUAGAGAAUCUACAGCAGUUUCCUGCCUUCAAUUCCUAUACCUGCACCUCCGGUUCUGCUUUGGGUCCCACCAGCACUGAGGGCCAUGGUGCCCUCUCCCUUUCUCCUCUUAGCAGAAGUCCAGGUUCCCAAGCAGACUUUCUGCUGACCCCUCUGUCACCCACUGCCAGUCAGGGCAGUCCUUCAUUCUGCGUUGGGAGUCUGGAAGAAGACUCUCCUUUCCCUUCCUUUGCCCAGAUGCUGAGGGUUGGAAAAGCAAAAGCAGAUGUGUGGCCCAAAACUGCUCCCAAAAAAGAUGAGAACAGCUUAGUUCCUCCUGCUCCUGUGGACAGCGAUGGGGAGAGUGAUAACUCAGACCGUGUUCCUGUGCCCAGUUUCCAGAAUUCCUUCAGCCAAGCUAUUGAAGCAGCCUUCAUGAAACUGGACACACCAGCUACUUCAGAUCCCCUCUCUGAAGAGAAAGGAGGAAAGAAAAGAAAAAAACAGAAACAAAAGCUCCUGUUCAGCACCUCAGUCGUCCACACCAAGUGACACUACUGGCCCAGCUAUCUUCUCCAUCUGGUUUUCUUUUUUCUGUGCUUUUGUUUUGCUGCUGUAAUUUUUAAGUAUUUGAGUUUGAAAAGAUUAGCUCUGGGGGGAGGGGGUUUCCACAGCGUGAGGGGGAACCAAGAAAAUUUUAAAUACAGUGUAUUUUCCAGCUUCCCAUCUUUACACCAAAAUAAAGUAUUGACACAAGAGAUCUCUUCCUGCCAAGAUUUUUAGUUUGUUACCAGGGUUAGUCUUUUUUUUGACCCAUGUGUAAUUAGUUUUUCUCAGCCCAAAUAAGUUUGAGUCCGUUCACCAUCCCUUGGAGUAGCCCACACCCCAGAGUGUUCUAGCACUGCUCUGCUGACAUGUCAGAGCCUCAUGGUUUCAACACAUCGCUCAGUGUGUCUUUUAAUAAUAGUUGAGUCUUUCCUGUUUAGUUUUCCUCUUGUUAAAGAAAGAGAGGAUGGGAAUAAAAUGGAUUUAGGACGCCCAGCUUGAAUUGCAGUUUUUCUUCUGAGAAAUGGCCAGGCUGCGGUGCCGGGCCUGGUUUGCUUACCUAUGUGCUAGAGGGUUUUAGAUCUUGUAUGUGGCUCAUUUGGCAAGGAAAGCUGUAAUUGUCACUAAAGAAGCCCUGGAACCUGCCAACUGUUAGAUGAAGCUUGUUUCUAGUGACAGUGGCCUGAGUUGUAGGAACAGAGGAGUCUGGCACACCUGGAGGCGGAGCUGGGCAGGUUUGAAAGCAGUGGUAGUGCCCACUGCCUCCCUGUUUUCUAGAGCAGUCAAUGACUUGGUUGGAGCAGAAUUUGAGUGAUGUGAAUUAUUUUGCUGUUUAAUAGUGACCUCUAGGUAUAAUAUAGAAUGUGAAGGCAAACAGUUGCAAUAAAUCACCUGCACAAGCAA